UGUAUGGUUGCUAGCUAAUAGCUAAUGAGCCUUCUGUUGUAAGUGAAGUAAGUAAACUUUGAGGAAAAUGGAGACCACGGGUAUUAAUUGUGGCUGAUCGCAUUCGGAGUGACCAAGGCCGUGUCAUUAACAGGUAUAAAAAAUGCAGUAAAGGUGCUGCAGAACAUUUCGUUGAAAUCCAAGUUGUCUUUCAUGAAAGCAGAGGUGUUUUCAGAAAGUAGGUGUUGGACUGUUUUGAAUUACCACAUGAACUCCAGGGAUGAAGCCAAGAUGGGUGACAUCUUGGCAACAGAAGCUGAUCUCCUCGGGAUGAUAAGAGAGUUCCUGAAGUUUGUGGAAUUUGACAACACAGUCCACAGUUUUGACAAGGACUGUAAAAGCAAAGGCAAACUCGUGUCAAAGCCUCAGGGGAGUAAUCUCAGAGACUCAAAGACACGUGUUAUUCAGAAAGACCUCCUUUACUGCUUUGAAAAUGGAGAUUACAAGGUGUUCUUUGAGCUGUGGGCAGACAAUGUUUCCUCUGAGGUCAUUGACACAGAUGCUGAGGCCCAGAGACUGGAAUUUUACCUUCAUGUCCAUUUUGCCAUCUUCCCAUUUAGAAUCCACCCUGGUCGACAUGACCGAGCUGAGUUUGAGGAGAGAAUUACCCACUUUAAGCAGUACCUGGAGACACGAGGAGCAGCACUGAGCCAGACCACAGAGUUCCUUCCUUAUUACGCCUUGCCUUUUGUUCCGAACCCAACCAUUCACCCCUCCUUCAAAGAUCUUUUCCAGGAUUCCUGGAUUCCACAUUUGAACAAUAAGCUGCAGAAGUUUCUGUUGGUGACACUGAAGCCAGCUUUUCUCCCGAGGUUGCUGAAUUUAUACAAGGAAGGCGGGAGGAGCACAAAAGAGGCCAUGCAGCAGCUGCAGCUGCAGCUUGUAGAAUCAGACCGACGCGUCUCUAGCUACAUGAGAAAGUUCAACAAGAUGCAGGCCGACUACCACAACCUGAUUGGGAUCACUGCUGAGCUGGUCGACUCUUUGGAGGCCACCGUCAGCGGAAAAAUGAUCUCCCCCGAGUACCUGCAGAGUGUGUGUGUUCGCCUGUUCAACAACCAGAUGAGGAACAGCAUGGUACAGAGCACCGACUUCACCAGGCCUGGCACAGGAUAUUACUCUAUGAGUCCUUAUGAUGAUGGCUAUGCCUCCUCAAUGCUACGAGCGUCCAUCGCACCGCAGAAAUCCAAGGAUGUGCCGAUGCUUCCUUCCCUGGACUACGACAAGCUGAAGAAAGACUUGGCUGAAGGACCAGACAGACUCAGGUCUCUGCUGCUGCAGGCACUGCGGUGGAGACUCACUCGCUCUCUUCCUGGUGAGCAAAGAGACACCGUCCUCCAGGCCUAUAUCAGUAAUGAUCUGCUGGAGCGAUACAGCGCCGAACAGACAACUGUUCUCCAUCUCAUAAGGUCGAAGGACGAGAUUGUCCAACAGUACAUGGCUCGGCUUAUUAAUGCUUUUGCAUCCUUUGCAGAGGGCAGGGUUUACCUCUCUCAGAUCCACAUUCUACUCCAACUUUUGACAGAGACGCUCAGAAAAGAGGAAAAGGAGUCACUGACCAGAGAGAAUGUGUUGGUAGCCCUGCAGAAACUUAGCCUCAGGAGGGGCCAGCAGACGGCCAUGAUAGCUGACGAUCUGAUCGCCUGGUUGGUGGACGAACUGCAGGACUCUGACUGUCUCACCGACAAUGCCCUGGAAUAUUCCGCAGCUCUACUCAUGAACUUGUGUUUGCGCACCAAAGGAAAGAGGAAGUGUGCAGAGAACGCCAAGCACGUACUAAAGGUUUUAACUGACCUUCUUGGACAUGAGAACCACGAGAUUCGUCCAUAUGUGAAUGGAGCCCUGUACAGCAUCCUGUGUAUUCCCUCUGUGAGACAGGAAGCCAAAGAGAUGAGCGUAGAGGAAAUUCUCCGCUGCUACAGCAAAGAAGGAAAUCCAGACCUGAAAAGACAAAUCGAGUUUAUUAUUAAACAACUGAACUCAGCUGAGGAAGAAGGCCCUGAAUCAGACGAUGAAGAAGACGAGGACGACAAUGAUGAAGAUUUAAUGGAGUCGGACCUGGACAAAGAAGAAAUCCUUCAACCCCAGCCCCGAGAGCUAUCUGGGGAGAGUUUGCUCACCACUGAGUAUCUGGGGAUCAUGACCAACAUGGCGAAGGUCAAGAGAAACUCUGCUCCUCUGAAUCAAGCCAGAGCAGAUGAACCCUUACAGCGGCCGGUCACACCGAGUUCUCAUCGCACGUCGGGGCAUUAUCGAGUGGGCGGUCAGGAGAGCAGGGAUUAUCCGCUGAGCAGACAGAAAAGUGAAAGUGGAAGUCUGCCUCCUUCUCGCUACAACUCCAGACCUCCUACUCGCUCCGGCAGCCGCCCCAGCACUUCUGAGUCCUUACGUCACAGCAUCGAUUCGGAGUGUGGCAGAUUGUCCCAGGAGUCGGUGUUGGACGGGCAGUACGAAGGGCGAGCGACAAAAGAACGAUCCCAGGAGGAACACAAUGGACACUCUGCCAGCGCUGAGACUUUCUCCGUUUUUGUAACACGGCCUAAAAUUCCUCGUACGCCUGACACAGCAGGAAGCAGCUCUCAGCGGAGUCGAGACUUGGCACCUCAGUUUUCCCUGUCGGAGCCACAGCAGAGGAGCCGGCCAAACUCCGCCAGCUCCACAGGAGGAGGGGGGCACCAGAGCGGAGUGGACUGCAGUAUGAAAUAUUCCAGUUUUAGCAGAGCCUUCUUAUCGUCCAAUCAGAUAAGAGGUAAACUGAUACCUGUUACUUCACCAUCACACCUACUACCACUUUAAUACCGGACAUCUGUCCAGAGACGUUGACACUGAUUUUGCUCAGUGAUUUUCUUCUUCAUUUCCAUUUACUUUCACUUGGAUGCAGUUUGUUGUGGCUGUCAGACCCUCGUCUGAGGCAACAUUCCUAUGAGGCCACCCACAGCUGGCAACAAACAAGAAGUAGAGUCUAGGCUUCCCUGAAGAAGGAAACGGCAAUGCUGGGCUGUGAUGACGUGGGCAAAACAAAUACCACCAGAUGAUGGCGCUGUGUCAGGUGUAAGAUAAGAAGAUGAAGGUGGAUCUCUUAAAAGUGACAAACCCUGGAAUGAUUAAUGCAGUCAGUCAAAGAGGAGGUGAGGAAGGAGCUGUCAUUGUGGGGCUGCACUAUCUCCCCAGCAGCAUCAGCUUCCUGUAACAUCAUACACCCGAGGUUGUGAUUAGGGUCGCGGCAGCAGAGAUGGUUGAGAAUCAGCAGCGAGUGGAGGAGGGGGACGAAGAGGAGGAGGAGGAGGAGCGGGAACAAUGUGGAGGAUUGUGUCUCUACGAUUUUUUUUCCUCUUCCACUCCAGCACAGGCUUCCUUCUGUAACAUAAUAGGAGGUCGGUUAAAAAUCACAACCCCCAGUCGUGCAGCGUCUCCUACAGCUAACAUCUCAGGGAGGGCUGAGAAAGUGAGACUCCUCCAAUCUUAAAAGUCUGAAGACUAUGUUUCGACGCUUUAUCGUGCUGUUAAGCGGCAUUCGCUAAAUGGUCAGCCUCCUUCUCCUAAGCUUGGAGAGUUUCUCUCAGGAUGAUUAGUUCCAGCCAAUGAGCAGAAAGACAUUUUCUAACAUUGAAGUCUUUAUAAACCACACUGAAAAACAUCUUCAAACUUCCCCUUUAGGCUAAGAGCGUUUUAGGUCUCAUUAAAAAGCCCCCUGAUAUGAUCAGGUAUGAAGAGCAUGUUAGCUGCCAGGACUUUUUGUAACAUGUGGAUACGUUUAAUCGGGGGUUUUUGCCCCUGCAGUAGUGAAACAAAACUGCUUCUAUAGAUUCCUGUGAUCAUUUUUACUCUUCAGACUUCUGCCCGCCGUAUUGUAAAUGUAAAACAAAGCUCAUGUCGUAACAGCUGCUUUUCUUUAAACCUCGCUUAAGUAAUGUUUACACUCCUGUCACGGGUUGAUUGUGUUGUUGUUUUUGUCGUACAGUUUAUUCUAAUGCAUAAAAUACCUGACUAAAGACUUGAAAUAAUGUACAUGUCUUCAACUCCAGACAAUUCUGGUGUCUGUUUUUCAGGCACUGUGAUGUAAAUUUGUAAAUAUACAUUUUUGUGUUUUGAAGUUUUUUGUAGACGUGACGUGCGAUCAUGCUCUAGGGGGCACCUGGUAGCCCC
Molecule: messenger RNA, 4185 nt
Organism: Cynoglossus semilaevis (tongue sole)
Lineage: Eukaryota; Metazoa; Chordata; Actinopteri; Pleuronectiformes; Cynoglossidae
Gene: armc9
Product: armadillo repeat containing 9
Exons: 27
Coding region: 193-2835 (880 amino acids)
Biological process (GO): cilium assembly
Cellular component (GO): ciliary tip; centriole; ciliary basal body
Source: RefSeq, a predicted model, not a curated record